This is a messenger RNA of Ruditapes philippinarum (Manila clam), 3944 nucleotides long. RefSeq names its product leucine-rich repeat-containing protein 43-like. The record is from RefSeq and is a predicted model, not a curated record. Gene Ontology annotation, molecular function: protein binding. NCBI's taxonomy places the organism in Eukaryota, Metazoa, Mollusca, Bivalvia, Venerida, Veneridae.
GAUUUUGCUUAGAUGCAGUUAGCGUCAAAAUGGAGUCGUUUGUUGACAACCAUAUUUAAUUAAGACGAUUUUAGGAAAAUAAACAAUUCUGAGAGUAGCCAAGACCAUGGCAGUGGACCAGCAGUCAUUACCAGCAUUUAAUGCAUUUGAAAAACAACUAAAAACACUUUGUCUAAGAGAAUUUCCAUGUGGCCCGGGUACAUGGAGGGAAGCUCCUCCAGGAAAACUUAAAACAGUAAAAGGGACUUCAUCAACAAUAAAGACCUCUUCAAAAGUUGAUGGAAAAUACUCAAUAACCCUCAAAGAUUAUGGUGCACAACAUGAGAAAACUGAGACUCUAGAGGAGUGUGGCUCAGCUAAAUCACCCUGGUACUUGGACUACAGCUGGUCACAAGAAGCUAAGAAUCUGCGAGAAAUUUCUGUCAAGUCACCAUGGCUCAUAGAUGACAAUUUUGUAUUAAGUUACUUUAAAACACUGAGGAUUGUGGGUAAAAAUGUUACAUACAUAGACUCCAACUUACUCAAGUUUAAGAAUCUUGAAGAGCUUACACUAAGUUGUAACCUCAUAUCUGAUAUAGAUUCCAGAAAUUUGCCACCUAAUCUUAAGGUGUUAGAAGCAUGUGCAAAUGAAGUCAGUGAUCUGUCUACAUUAUGUGUGAAACCACCAAAACUGAUACAUCUAGGAUUAGGUUAUAACAAACUGUCUUUGAUUGGAGAUUAUUUGACGGGGCAAUACUGGCCACAUUUGCUGUCUCUCGACUUGAGUAAUAAUAACUUGAGUGAUCUUCUGGAUGUGGUCAGAAAGCUUAGCUCACUUCCAAAACUCAGGAAUCUUGUGCUGCAAGGAAAUCCACUCUCUUUGAUACCUGGUUACCGUGGUUACACAGUAGACAGUUUACGGAAGUUGAGUAUACUUGAUGACAUCAUGAUCUCUGCUGAUGAGAGGCAUUAUUUCAAAGGCUUGGCUAGAAGAAGAGAGCAUAUUUUAGAUGAGGCUAAGGUUAUAUUGGCUGUGAGUUAUAUCAAAGGUAUCCCAGUACCAGAUGAAAUUAAGAAUCCUGAUGAUCAACCAGAGUUCCCUGUGGUAGAGAGGAAAUAUUUUGUGCAAUUCAUGUUUCUAGAGGAUCAAACAUUAACAAUGGCUGGAGGGGAAGAGGAACUAAGGGACAUAACUGACAUGUCAGGAUAUCCCACAGAGAGAACAGAAAUGGCAGAAAUCGCAGAAAUGCAGUCACCAGUUGUAGAUGCUUCAUUUAUAGAGAAGAAUGUUUUGUUUACCCAGGAACCAGAUGUGAUGCAUACCAUUGAUAAUACAGGUGAUGCUGUUAUUCCAGAAGAAACACCCAUGGAAAAAGAAAAGAAGACAGAAGAUGAAGAAGAAAAAGAAGAGGAAGGAAUAAAAGCAAUCAAGACGGCACCAUUGAAUUCGGUGAAGAAUGCAUGGGCGGAGGAAGUUGAAUGUAACUGGACACAAGCGGUGGUACGAGAUGACCUUCUGUCAUUGAGAGAUUUCUUCAAACAAGGCAUGCAGAUUUCCGUCAUAGAAGAAGUGACGUUAAGUUACCCGGUGAUACCAGAGGAGGGUGAUGAAGGGGCACUGCCCAAUGCUAAGGACAUAGAGCCUGAGACAGAGGGGUAUCCAAUAGAUACAUCAACACCGGUUACCGGUACUAGAAAAGCCAGUGCAAAAGACAAGAAAAAAGAAAAAGAGGAAAAGCCUAAAAUUCCUAUUGUAAAAAAGACUGGUGGUAAGGAUAAAGGUGGUGACAAAAAGAAGAAGAAAGGGGAACCAGAACAAGAGCUGAAAAAGAAUCCUCCGACUUACACGACCCUCGCCACAUGGCACGUGCCGCUCGCAGACUUCCUGGAAGGAGAGUUCCAGUACCAGUCGGUUUUCUCGCAAGGUGGUGUCGAGGUCGCCUCAACCGUGAGAAGUAUGGAUACUGACUCGGCUAGAAAGGCAUUAAAAUCGAGGGGUUCAGGUAAAGGUUCAGGUCGUGGGUCUAGUCGAAUAUCAAGGAAAGAUGGGUCAAGGAGGGCAUCACGCUCAUCUAGAGCAGGCUUGGAUGAUGGUAAAAAGGGAGAUGCUAAAGGCAAGAAAUCACCAUCUGCUGGUAAGAAAAAGGACGAUCCUAAAGAUAAAAGUAAAGACCGUAAGUCAAGUGCAGGCAAGGGAGGUAAGGCUGGUAAGGCAGAUAAAGGUAAAGGAGGAAAACCAGACCGUAAGUCAAGUGCAGGCAAGGGAGGUAAGGAUGGUAAGGCAGAUAAAGGUAAAGGAGGAAAAGGUGCCCCAGUGGUUGCUGCUGGGGAUGAUGAUGAAGAUCCGGGACCCCCACCACCUCUUGAGAUUCAUAUAAGUGUACAGUUACAUCAUUGGAAGACAGCUAUGGAUCUAUUAAAGGAUGAAGAAGCCAAGAAAAAAGAAGAAGAAGAAGCUGCAGCAGCCAUGAAUCAAACAGAAGAAUCAUAAUUUAUGUUGCUCUUACUCUUAUUAAAUGAACUGUUUCGCUGAAAAUCUGAAAAUUGGAUAAAUCUGGAUUUAUCCUGAUAUUCUAAAUGUCUUUCUGUGAUAUUUUUUUUCAUUAGAGGCAAAUGCAAAUUAAAUGUCUUUAUGGAUAAAACCUUGUUUCAUAAAACUUUUCCUGAAAAAAUGCUGACAUUCUGUAUUUUGGCAGUGACCUUAAGUUUGCUGGUUUGAAGCAGUUUGGAACUUUUAGCUACACUCAAACCAAUUAUUUUAUUUUUUUAAGCAGGCUUAAUUCAUUGAUGUCAUAAAGCAUUUUGUAAAAAGUAUUAUGAUCUUCUAAUUCCUUCUAAUGUUUUUUUGUUUUUUUUUGUGAACAGCCCCAGUUAUUAUACUCUUUCCCAAUGAGUUUAAAUAAAGAUAUACAAUCCAACUUGCUCCAGAGAUGAUGUCCUUUACAGCCCAUCCACUUUGUUACCUUUUUUUUCUAGCUCCUAUUUGUAAAAGAACAAUUUAUAUUCAAUUAAGAAACAAACAAUCAAUGUUUCUUUCUUUAAGGUGGUCCCUGAGUAUACAAUUGAUAUACAAUGUAGUAUGUUUUAAUUGAGCAAUAUAAUAUAUUCAUGCUAUUGCCAGUGAAUUGGAGCACUGAUAUUUGCACAACUAUUACUUUUUUCACUUUUUUCACAUCUUUAUGUUUAAUGCCAUGUUUUUAUAAGUUUUUGUUUUUAUUUUUAUACAAUUUGUGUUAUUUUUAUGCUAAUAAUUUCAAUGUUUAAUGUUUAAAGGAUUUUUUCUUUAAUGAAGAUGCAUAAAAAAUAUAAGAUGCUAUUUUUGUUUGCAUUUUGUUCUUUUUUUCAGCAGCCUUUCUUUUGCAUUGCUUUAAUUGAGCUAUUCCGAAAUGUUGUACCUGAAAUUCAAUAUCAGACUUAAAGAUAACAGUGUCGUAAAUGAGUCUUGUAUUUGAGUAUUUCUUUGUUUGCUGCAGUUUAAUUUCAAAUUCUUAUGCGUUAAAACGAACAAAUACAAAGUGAUAAUUUGUAAAUUUGGCAUGUAACUUUUAUUUACGCUGAUCACAUGAUAUAAUACCUGUUCAUGGUAAUAAAAGAUUAUGUAGUUUUUUUUGGAGAAAAAAAGGAGUGUUAGUUCAAUAAACAUUUGAAUAUUUUACGACAUACAGAAUUGUUUUAUAAUGUUUGUUUGUGCAUUUUAUAUACUUUGAAUGGUUUUAUUUUACACACUUUUUUUUUAUACAUUUCGUUUUCAGAAUGAUUAUUAAUUUUUGUCUAGAAACUUAAUUUGGGACGAUUUUUAAUUCUGGAGCAUUAAUUUUGAAAAAAAGUUUGUUUUAUAUGAUGUUGUCUUUGCCAAAUGUUAUAACAAUCUCUGCAUAUUUGUUAUAACAUAUGACUGUGAUAUUUUGUCAGUUUUACACAUAAUGUUAUCUAUAUGUCAUAAUUUUUAAUAAAUAAAAACUGUU